This is a messenger RNA of Trypanosoma cruzi, 2391 nucleotides long. RefSeq names its product ribonucleoside-diphosphate reductase large chain, putative. The record is from RefSeq and is a predicted model, not a curated record. Bases 1 to 2391 code for a protein of 796 amino acids. NCBI's taxonomy places the organism in Eukaryota, Euglenozoa, Kinetoplastea, Trypanosomatida, Trypanosomatidae. The transcript has a single exon. Gene Ontology annotation, cellular component: ribonucleoside-diphosphate reductase complex. Gene Ontology annotation, molecular function: ATP binding; ribonucleoside-diphosphate reductase activity, thioredoxin disulfide as acceptor. Gene Ontology annotation, biological process: deoxyribonucleotide biosynthetic process; DNA replication.
AUGUUAGCGACGGAUUUGACGGUGAGGAAGCGUGACGGCUCCCUGCAGAGUUUUGAUGCCAAUAAGCUCUUUGCACGUAUCGAGCGUGUGUCCCAUGGACUGGACCCGAAUUACGUGGAUGUUAAGAUUUUGACGGAGAUAGUAGUGGGGGGCGUACAUGACGAAAUCUCCACCGUUGAACUGGACAAGCUCAUUGCGGAGACUGCGGCCUACUCGGUGACAAAACACCCGGACUAUGGUCUUAUGGGUGGUCGUCUUUGUGUGACGGCACUGCAUAAGACAACUUCAGCGUCCGUGCUGGAAACAUUUUCUAUUCUUCACAAACACAAGAUUCACGAUACAGGUCGUGCGGCUCCUCUUUUGUCGGAUGAAGUGUGGGAAGUCGUUCAACGGCACCAUGAGCAACUUCAGCGUAUGGUGAAUUAUGACCGAGACAUGCGAUUUGAGUUCUUUGGUUAUAAAACACUUGAACGGUCAUACUUGCUGCGGGUGGACAGAGGACGUGGCGAAAGGGAAAUUGCUGAGCGUCCGCAGCAAAUGUUUUUGCGCGUCGCUCUUGGUAUUCACGGUGAAGAUAUGGAGCGCGUAAAGGAGACAUAUGACCAUAUGUCUCUUGGGGACUUCACACAUGCCACACCGACAUUAUUCAAUGCCGGAACGCCUUUUCCUCAAAUGAGUUCUUGUUUUCUUGUUGCCAUGCGGGAGGACAGUAUUGAGGGGAUUUAUGAUACAUUGAAGCAAUGCGCCGUUAUAAGUAAAUCAGCUGGUGGCAUUGGCGUCCACGUGCACAAUAUCCGCUGUUCCGGGAGCUACAUUGCUGGGACAAAUGGCCAGUCAAACGGACUUGUACCGAUGCUACGUGUUUGGAAUAACACGGCGCGCUAUGUAGAUCAGGGGGGUGGCAAGCGUAAAGGCGCCUUUGCCAUCUACUUAGAGCCUUGGCAUGGUGAUAUAUUUAAUUUUCUUCUUUUGAAGAAAAAUACGGGUAAGGAAGACCAUAGGGCGCGAGAUUUGUUUUACGCUCUUUGGAUUCCUGACCUAUUCAUGGAGCGUGUGAAGAGCGGAGGCAAGUGGACGCUGAUGGACCCGCAUACGGCGCCAGGACUGAGUGACUGCUAUGGUGAUGAUUUUAAAAAGUUAUACGAGGGGUAUGAAAGGGAGAAUCGAGGCGUCAAGACCGUGCAGGCCCAAUCCCUGUGGUUUGCCAUACUCGAAUCGCAGAUGGAAACGGGCGUCCCUUUCAUGCUUUACAAGGACGCAUGUAACCGUAAAUCAAAUCAGAAGAAUGUUGGAGUCAUCAAGUGCUCGAACCUUUGCACAGAGAUUAUAGAGUAUACAUCAAGGGAUGAGGUCGCGGUGUGCAACCUUGCCUCCAUUGCACUUCCACGCUUUGUGGAUAAGGAGAGAAGAAUUUACGACCACCAGCGGCUGUAUGAGGUCACGAAAAUUGUCACAAAAAAUCUUAAUCGAGUGAUCGAUCGUAACCAUUAUCCUGUACCCGAGUCGCGCCGAAGCAACGAGCUCAAUCGUCCCAUUGGAAUUGGCGUGCAAGGAAUGGCGGAUACUUUUAUCCUGAUGCGGCUACCAUUCACAUGCCAGGAGGCGAGGACUUUGAAUGAAGAUAUUUUUGAAACGAUUUACUACGGUGCUGUGGAGGCGAGCGUGGAACUCGCGGAAGUGGAGGGGCCCUAUGCGCGGUUUGCAGGCAGUCCCGCGUCGCAAGGCCAGCUACAGUUUGAUCUGUGGGAGCAGAAACCGCGAAGUGGCCGCUGGGAUUGGGAUGCAUUGAAGAAGCGUAUGAUGAAAAGUGGCAUGCGGAAUUCGUUACUGUUGGCUCCAAUGCCCACUGCAUCCACUUCGCAGAUACUUGGGAACAAUGAGUGCUUUGAGCCAUUUACCUCAAAUAUCUACGUGCGCCGAGUGCUGAGUGGUGAGUUUCCUGUGGUUAACAAGUACCUUGUGAUGGAUCUCAUUAAGCGGGGUCUGUGGAACGAAGAGAUGCGCAAUCAGAUCAUUGCCUACAAUGGCUCGGUGCAAAAUAUUAGGGGCAUUCCAAAUGACCUCAAGGAGCUGUAUCGUGUUGUGUGGGAGAUUCGGCAGAAGGAUCUCAUCGAGAUGGCUGUGGACCGUGGCAAGUUCAUUGACCAGAGUCAAAGCUUGAAUCUAUUUUUGGAAAAUCCAACUUCCAGCCAGCUGACAUCCAUGCACUUUUUUGCCUGGGAACGUGGCCUAAAGACGGGCAUGUAUUACUUACGGAGCAAACCGGCUGCGGAUGCAAUCAAAUUUACCGUUGAUCCAAAUACCUUAAAGGGACUUGUGAAGGAAGAUGAUCGAAAACAAGUAUCCUCCGCGACACCGAGUAAUGAGGAUUGCUUGAACUGUGGCUCGUGA